Xiphias gladius (swordfish) is the source of this 1798-nucleotide messenger RNA. RefSeq names its product prostaglandin E receptor 2b (subtype EP2) (gene ptger2b). The coding region runs from base 82 to 1119 and encodes 345 amino acids. Gene Ontology annotation, cellular component: plasma membrane. The transcript has 2 exons. Gene Ontology annotation, biological process: adenylate cyclase-activating G protein-coupled receptor signaling pathway; inflammatory response; positive regulation of cytosolic calcium ion concentration. NCBI's taxonomy places the organism in Eukaryota, Metazoa, Chordata, Actinopteri, Istiophoriformes, Xiphiidae. Gene Ontology annotation, molecular function: prostaglandin E receptor activity. The record is from RefSeq and is a predicted model, not a curated record.
UUGCAGCGGGUGCGCUGACGCUCAGUAGACUGCGACCGAAGUUCACUGGCUUAAAUCCCGGGUCUUGUACUUUCAAUUUCUAUGGAAAAUUACAAUACAAAUCCCAGAUGCCGAGACGCUGUGGAGCCCAGAAAGCCAAUCACCCCGGGGCUGAUGUUCUCGGCCACUCUCGUGGGCAACAUCUUGGCACUGGUCCUGCUACAUGUCCGGCGCAGGAGGACCAGCCCGUCCCUGUACAAGGUCCUGGUGACUGCGCUCCUCAUGACGGACCUGCUUGGCUCCAUCUCUGUCAGUCCUGUUGUACUGUCAGCUUAUGCUCAGAAUAAGUCACUGUUGGAAAUGGGUACAGACAACAAGGUGUGCUCCUACUUUGGCUUCAGCAUGACCUUCCUGAGCCUUUCCACGCUGGCCAUGCUGUGCGUAAUGGCGCUCGAGCGCUACGUCUCCAUAGGCCACCCUUACUUUUACGGGCGGCACCUGAGCAAACGCUGUGGUUACAUCACUAUCGCGUUCAUCUACCUGAGCAGCAUCCUUUUCUGCAUAAUUCCCUUUAUGGGCCAGGGUAAAUACAAGCAGUACGCCCCGGGCACCUGGUGCUUCCUGGAUAUGGCGACUAAAGACUUUAGACUUUAUAUCGGAUUUUACGCGUCUUUCAUCCUCAUCAUAAUCACCACCACGGUAGUAUGCAACGUGUAUGUUAUUUUCCUCUUGGUAUCGAUGUACAGGAGGGGCAAAGUGCGCCGCAGAGGAGUGUCUGCGCGCCCCCGGUGCCACAGGUCUCUAUCCAUGACGGAGGAAGUGGAGCAUCUCCUGCCGCUGGCUAUCAUCACUGUGGUCUUCAUCUGCUGCACCUUCCCCUUAGUGCUCCAAGUGUACAUAAACCUAACCAGCGACGGGGAUUGUCAUAAGGAUGACCUCAGAGCUCUCCACUUACUGUCAUUCCACUCCAUCCUGAACCCUUGGGUCUUCAUCAUCCUCCGUCCCUCCGUUCUGAAAAUCGUUUGGAGGAAGUUGCGCAGAAGGCAGAAGUCCCCAUUCAUCUGGGGGCAGACCCAGAAUGCUCAGUCCAAACAAACGGGGGGAAGGCCUUGCUGUGCAGUUCCAGAGACAGGAAAAUGAGGAUGACAGAGGACAUGGAUUUGGAUAAGUUACAUGAGGCCUCUCUGGCCUUGGGUGUAGUCUCUGUCUGAGUAUGGAUUGUAGAAGAAGGCUAAAGAUAAACAGAGCUGCUCUUGCCACAUAUCAAACAGCGCGGUUUUAAUAAGAGGAAAUGCUCCAGAAGUCAUUGCAGUGAGAGGUCAUGUGACUCUGUCAGCUGCUUUCCAGAAAGUCGAACUGUGGUGAAACAGUCAGUGUCAAUUAUCAGAGCGGGCCCAUCUAUUCUGUCAAACUGCAGUUUGUUUGAACAGUGUAUGAUUACUGAGCUGAAGGUGAGACCAGUUGACAGUGGAUAGUUACAUACAGGUUUCAUCAUGUAUAUGAAAUACAGUAGGUUCCUCAGUUUAAGGAAAUGAACAUAUAUAGCGUACAGUAUAGUCUGAGGACAUGAGAGUCAGCUGACAUCAGGAUGUGAGGACCAUGACCAUGAGCCUGUCACAGACUGCCAAGUUUGGCACACGAGUAAAUAGAAAUAUAAUAAAUCCAAUUAUAUCACAGUGCUCUAUUCAAAAAUGUAUAAGUACCUGGAAUUUAUAUAAUGAAACUUACGAAUAAAGGCUUCAAAUGAUUCCAUAUUCACAUACAUGUAGUUGUUAGUUGAUGACAAAUACAUUAAUAAAUGCUAAAAAACGUCAUGUCU